Lycium barbarum (goji berry) is the source of this 2787-nucleotide messenger RNA. RefSeq lists its product as uncharacterized. The record is from RefSeq and is a predicted model, not a curated record. The coding region runs from base 947 to 2494 and encodes 515 amino acids. Lineage: Eukaryota; Viridiplantae; Streptophyta; Magnoliopsida; Solanales; Solanaceae. The transcript has 7 exons.
UGGCAUUAACAGAAAAGGGUAUGCGCACUUCCUAACACGCCCUUUUUAUUACUCUCUUCAAACCACAAAACAAAAAAAAAAAUCAAUUUCAUACUUUUCAUCUCUAUGUAUUUCAAUCAUAUCUCUUACAAACCCUAACAACUAGAGCACUAUUUAGUCUGUUUUGUGGAUCCUAAUAAGGUAUUUUAACUUUUUCUGAGCAUCACCGGGUCGAUAAACGGGUCUAUUUGAGGUUUUGAGCUAAGAGCUGAGUGUUCGGUUAUCCUGGUAACGUUCUAGAAACUUGUAUUGAUUGUUUGUGUAUUUGUGAAGUUGGGUUUUAGUUGGUAAAACCUGAGAUCAGACUAUUAUUAUGGAAUUUAAGUUGUUAUGGAUCAACGGGAUUGUUUAAGUUGUAAUAGAUGCUUUUGAUAGUGUUUACUUAUAGAGUGAAACUUAAGGGCUAAUUUGAAUAUUCAAAAGAAAUUGAAGGGUUAUUUUGGUGAAGUUUUAGAAUUGAUGACUAAGCUGGGUCUAGAGAAGAACGGGAUUGUUUAAGUUGUAAUUGAUGCUUGUUACAGUAGUACCGUUAUAGACUGAAAUUUAAGGGCUGUUUUGAAGAUUUUAAAGAAAUUUAGGGGUUGUUUUGGUGAAGGAGGUUAAGUUUUGGAAAUGAUGUCUAUGGAAAGAUCUGAGUUUUAAUUGAUGCUUGUGACAGUAAUACAGUUUGAUAUUGUUUUCUUAUAUAGUGAAAGUUAAGGGCUAUUUUUGAAUAUUUGAAAGAAAUUGAAGGGUUGUUUUGGUGAAGUUUUGGAAACCGUGUCUGUGGAAAGAUCUGAGUUGUAAUCGAUGCUUGUUGUAGUAAUACAGUUUGAUACUGUUUUGUUAGAGAGUGAAUUUUAGGGCUAAUUUGAAUAUUCAGAAGAAAUUGAAGGGUUAUUUUGGUGAAGGAAGUGAGGUUUAGGAAAUGAUGUCUGUGGAGAGAUCAUUUGAAGCAUGGGAAGAGGUUCAAAGGCAUGGGCAAGACUUAGCGGAUAAGCUUGCUCAAGGAGUUACUGGUUUGAUUCAGUCGCAUAUUACUCCUCCGUCGUUUCCAUGGCCUUAUUCUCAAAGUUCCAAGCUUUUUGAUGUAGAGUUCCCGAGUCAAAAUUUCAUUCCAAGGGAUUUUGGGAUAGCUGUGGAUAAAUCUGCAAUUGCUGGGGUUUCAGCAAUUUUCGAUAUGGGGAAUAGAAUAGGACAAGCUUCCAAGAUUUUCGAUGUAGAGUUGCCAAGUCAAAAUUUCAUUCCGAGGGAUUUUGGGAUAGGUGUGGAUAGCUCUGCAAUUCCAGUGGUUUCAUCAAUUCUUGAUAUCGGAAACAGAAUAGGGCAGGCUGGAGCAGACUUCGGGGUUUGCUUGAAUGGAAUGGUUCACCAGUUUCUCAGGAAGUUGCCGGUGCCUUUUCGGCAAGAUGAGCAUUUAGGAUCCUCUUUGAUGGCUGUGACAGAUAGCCAAAGAGCUGAUCUAAGUAUUACCCUGCAGGAGGAUUUGGGGUCGUUGGCCGAAAGAUUCAGGGGAUAUGGGUAUACUGAAGAGGAUUCAGCCGAAGAUAGACCAAGUGAAGAGGAGUUUUUUGGUGUUAAUUUGAAGGCAUUCAAACAUUUUGGCAGAUCACAGGGUACAAUCAACUUUUCAUCAACAUAUGAAAGUAGGACCGGGAAUGUAGAAAGUUCUGUGGCUGCUAGAGGAGAUUUAUGGAGAGUAGAGGCAUCACAGGGCAGUUCCACAUCAGGAAAUGAAAAUUCUUCCCUGUUCCUUGUCCAACUUGGCCCAGUACUUUUUGUCCGUGAUUCAACACUACUUCUGCCAGUUCACUUGUCUAAGCAGCACCUUCUUUGGUAUGGCUAUGACAGGAAGCGUGGGAUGCAUUCUCUUUGUCCAGCUGUUUGGUCAAAACAUCGAAGGUGGCUGCUUAUGUCGAUGAUUUGUCUUAAUCCUUUUGCAUGUUCGUUUAUGGACUUGCAGUUUCCAAAUGGUCAAAUAACUUAUGUAGCUGGGGAGGGUUUUUCCACCAGUGCCUUUUUACCUCUAUGUGGAGGUUUGCUUCAAGCCCAGGGCCAAUACCCCGGGGAUCUCAAGUUCAGUUUCUCUUGCAAGAAUAAAUGGGGAACAUGCAUUACGCCGAUGGUGCAUUGGCCCGACAAAUCAUGUAGCCUUGGGGUUACCCAGGCUUUAGCUUGGAAGAGAUCUGGUCUCAUGUAUAGGCCAACUGUUCAAUUAAGUGUAUGCCCGACAUUUGGUGGGAGCAGCCCCGGUUUGCAGGCAGAAAUCACACAUUCUCUAAAGGAAGAACUAAAUAUCAUCUGUGGCUGUGCACUUGCAACACACUCUUCUGCUUUUGCAUCUUUAGCUCUUGGGCGAUCAAAGUGGAAUGGAAAUGUUGGGAGCUCAGGGGUGGUUGUUAAGGUUGAAACCCCUCUUGGCAACAUUGGCAGGCCUUCCUUCUCCGUUCAGUUGAACAGCGGCAUCGAGUUUUAAUACAUGAAGAAAUUUCUCCUGCCCAAAAGCUACAUAAUACAGCAAUCAACUGUAAAUAGCCUAUGCCUUCAGUAUGGCAAUGAAGGACUGUCGCGUGUAUAGUUCAACAUCUAAACUCUGUACUGGUAUUAUUUUUCUUUAAUUGCGAAACGGUGAAAUUGGCUCUAUAGUUACAAAGAUAAGCAUAUUUACGUUUCCUCUUUUAGAAGUCUAAGCUCGUUGUACAGCUUUUUGUUCCGAAUUGACUGAUUUAGACUCCUUUUGAUCGAAAUUAACUGGUUUUCUUCCUUUCA